UUAAUAUUGCUUUUCACAUAUUACAUUUUAUUCGUGUUGGAUACGUUACUACACGUUGACUUACGUGCCGGCUGAUGUAACAAGAGGAAGCUUGCUCGUUAGUUCCAUGUGUGUAACGAUCUUUUUGACAAUAGAUCGUAAUAAUCAGUAUUAUAACAUCAAAUGAAAAGGUUAAUUAUAGGUGAACAAUUGGAAAUUAACGAGAAAGCUGAUAUUUUAAUGACAAAGAAACAAUAGAAACAGUGAUUUAUUUGCCUAUUCAAAGAUUGCUGUAAUUUAAAAAUGCCGACUAUUGCAGUGAAACGUGAUUUAUUAUUCCAAGCAUUGGGCAAGACGUAUUCGGAUGAUGAGUUCCAAGACUUGUGUUUCAAAUUUGGUUUAGAACUAGAUGAAGUGACAACAGAGAAACAGAUGAUAGCAAGAGAACAAGGUUCUGACCAAGAUAUAGAUGCGUCUGAAGAAAUUAUCUAUAAAAUUGAUAUACCUGCUAAUAGAUAUGACCUCUUGUGCCUGGAAAGUCUAAGCAUUGGACUGCUUAUAUUUUUAAACAACAUAUCUAUUCCACACUACAAGGCGCUAAAACCAAAAAAGAUGGAAAAGAUUGUAAUGAGUCCAGAGUGCUUGAAAGUAAGAGGACAUAUAGUUGCAGCAAUUUUGCGAGAUGUUACUUUUACACAGGAUUCUUAUAAUAGUUUUAUCGAUCUUCAAGACAAGUUGCAUCAGAACAUAGGAAGAAAGCGUAGCCUAGUUUCUAUUGGCACUCAUGAUUUCGAUACAAUUAAAGGCCCAUUUCUUUAUGAUGCAAAACCGCCAUCUGAGAUAUGUUUCAAACCACUCAAUCAAAAUAAAGAAUAUACAGGAGAAGAGAUUAUGCAAUUGUAUGCAACGCAUGCACAACUGAAACAGUAUUUACCCAUCAUAAAAGAUAGUCCUGUUUAUCCUGUCGUAUAUGAUAGUAAUGGAGUUGUUUUAUCUCUUCCUCCUAUCAUCAAUGGAGAUCAUACAAAAAUUACGCUUAACACGAAAAACAUUUUUAUUGAAUGCACUGCAACUGAUCUCACAAAGGCAAGAAUAGUGCUGGACACUAUAGUCUGUGCUUUCAGUCAGCAUUGCAAAAAGAAAUAUACAGUUGAAAUUGUAGAAGUAGUGUAUCCUGAUAAUAAAACUUUUUAUUAUCCGGAUUUAAAGUAUCGGACAGAAGAAAUUGACUGUAACAAAGCGACAAAUUACGUUGGUAUUAAACAAACACCAAAAGAGGUUGCAGAAUUAUUAUCGAAAAUGUCUUUAAAAUCUAAGGUGAAGGAUAAUGAUAAAUUAGAGGUAGAAAUACCACCAACAAGACACGAUGUAAUACAUCCCUGUGACAUUUAUGAAGACAUCGCCAUCGCCUAUGGAUAUAACAAUAUAAAAAAAACUGUACCAUAUAUGUCGACAAUUGCAGCAGAGUUUCCACUCAACAAACUCACCGACCAAAUUCGAAUAGAGCUGGCGCAGGCAGGCUUCACCGAAGCGUUAACUUUCUCUUUGUGUUCACGAGAGGAUGUAGCGGAUAAAUUGGGACGUAAGAUAGAAGAUAUACCAGCAGUCCACAUAUCCAAUCCAAAAACUCUGGAAUUCCAGAUUGCGCGUACUACACUCUUACCAGGGUUACUUAAAACGAUAUCUUCGAAUAAGAAAAUGCCAUUGCCUCAUAAAUUAUUUGAAGUUUCCGACGUUGUAUUGCGAGACAAUACAGCGGAAGUCGGUGCGCGCAACAAUCGUCGUUUAUGUGCGGUAUAUGCUAAUAAAUCGGCUGGUUUCGAGAUCAUUCAUGGCCUAGUAGACAGAGUGUUAUUAUUAUUAGAGGUUCCAUGGAGCACUAACAAAGACAACACUGGAUAUUAUCUGCGCGCAGCUGAUGAUCCAGCAUUCUUUCCUCAGCGAUGCGCCGAAAUUGUCUGUUACGGCGAAGUGAUAGGAAGAAUGGGAGUUUUACAUCCGGAUGUACUUUCGAAGUUUGACUUGAAUAUUCCAUGUUCCGCAAUGGAAAUAGAUAUAGAAUCAUUUUUGUAAUGAAAGUAAACAAGUAACAAUAUGAAUUUGGCUCAAACAAGAAUUUAACUUAUUAAUCUUGGAUUGUAUUCGUAUCUUGAAAGAAAUUUGUGAUAAUGUAAUUUAUCUGGUUUAUUUAUAAAAGUUUAUUGAUA
This is a messenger RNA of Linepithema humile (Argentine ant), 2186 nucleotides long. RefSeq names its product phenylalanine--tRNA ligase beta subunit (gene beta-PheRS). Gene Ontology annotation, biological process: phenylalanyl-tRNA aminoacylation. The record is from RefSeq and is a predicted model, not a curated record. Gene Ontology annotation, molecular function: magnesium ion binding; ATP binding; RNA binding. Gene Ontology annotation, cellular component: phenylalanine-tRNA ligase complex; cytoplasm. Lineage: Eukaryota; Metazoa; Arthropoda; Insecta; Hymenoptera; Formicidae.